AUGCAGGCAUGCUGCAUACACGCUCACAGCAAGACCUUCGUUCACCAGGUGGCCACGAAGGUUUUCCUAGCUCCUGACACACCGAUCUCACAGUGCUUGCCUUACAGCAUCAAGCAUCAGCACCUCUUCUCCGGCAACGUUCCUCAGCCGGCAGAUUGGCUGCGAGCGUGGCGGGCGUGUCUCAAGAACAUGAUUCUUGUUAUGCACUGGGCUGUCAAGAGUGUGCGCAAGCAGCGUCUCGAACAAGCCACCAGCAUCAGCUUGUCCGUGGACGACCGCAAGGAGUAUCGUUUGGUGAGGUACCGUUGCGAUGUUCCACCGCGCACUGCCAAGCAGUCAGCGGCUCCAGGCUCCCAAGGUCCCCAAGGUUCCCAAGGCUCCCAAGGCUCCCAAGGCUCGGAGGAUGGCCCGCUUGUCGCCGAUGGCUUGCUUGGGGUCUACAAGACAGGUGCCAGUGUUCCUGAAAACACAUUGGAGGAGCACGAUGCGGACAAGAGUCAGGUGAUGGCAGACAGCAUAGGCAUAGUCAUUGCCAGGGCCUGUCAGGAUCCGGAAGGCAAAACUGAAGAGGAGUCCUGCAGCCGCUUGAAGCUGCACCUGCGGCACUUUGCAGCCUAUCAGUGCACAUCUGCCCGGAAGUGUGGAAGGUUGUUGGUCACCGGCGGCCAGUAUCCUAACCUGGUCUGGGUAAGCCAUGAUCCUGCGCACCAGGUUCGUAUUGCCUACCAGGACCCUCUUCACGCCAUGCCCGAGUUCCAAGACCAGUGGGAGCGUUUGUUUGCUCCCGGCAAGGGCAAGCAUGCGCUUAUCCCGGACAUCCAGAACUCAGAAGUCUGGAAGGCCAGGCUCAUGGCGGCCCAGCAAGAGGUUCUCAGGCUCCAUGGCUCCCAGGCUGGUGUGGAGAAGGUGAUCCGAGCAUUGUCGUUCUCCCAACCUCGGUUUGACUCGUCGGCCACACCAAUGCUGAAGUACUUGUGCAUGAUUCGUGCGAUGGCUGUCUUAUGUGCUAUGCAGGCUGCUGGCGAGUCUUGUCCUUAUUAG
Messenger RNA from Symbiodinium sp. CCMP2592, 1041 nucleotides. The record is from the annotation of a GenBank genome assembly. Lineage: Eukaryota; Dinophyceae; Suessiales; Symbiodiniaceae.